AUGUCAAGAGCAGCAGUCGGCACCAUGGCCAGUACAAAGCCAUUCAAAAGAGACGAAAUACCCGACCCGAGGCGCUGUUUCCGAGAGCGUUGAUCGUGAGCGAAAAUUCACCUUGAGAGAAGCCGAACCCAACGACAUCUGGGAGAGCGGACACUGUAACGAGGGGGGCGGCCAUGAGUACCAGGGCCGCAGCUGUCACCACUGAGUGGCCGGCGGUGCUGGUCGGUGCCAACCCGCACUACGCCAGCGUCCUCGUCGAUGGUGCCGACAGUGGCCGCCAGGACAACUGGAGCAACGCUCAGCCAGACCCAUGGGCAACAAACGACACGAGCAGCAUGCAAGCCAAUCUGAGCCAGUCCUGGCAUGAGAACCUUCCGGUCGUAAUCACCGUCUCCUUGCUGCUCUGCCUAGUGAUCAUCGCCACUGUAAUCGGCAACAUCUUCGUCAUCGCGGCCAUCAUCUGGGAGCGCAACCUGCGCACCGUUAGUAACUAUUUGGUGCUCUCAUUGGCUGUUGCGGACUUGAUGGUGGCUUGUCUGGUCAUGCCACUGGGCGCGGUGUACGAGGUGACGCGAGAAUGGAGAAUGCCACCCGAGCUGUGCGACGUGUGGACGUGCUGCGACGUACUGUGCUGCACCGCGUCCAUCCUGCACCUGCUAGCCAUCGCCGUGGACCGCUACUGGGCGGUGACCAUCGUGGACUACAUGCGGCAGCGGGACGUCCGGAAGGUGGGCAUCAUGAUUUUCCUUGUGUGGAGCGUGGCCUUCGUGGUGUCCAUAGCACCAAUCUUCGGCUGGAAGGACAAGGACUCGCGCAGCCGUGUCCUGCACGAGAAGAAGUGCCUGGUGAGCCAGGACGCCGCGUACCAGGUGUUUGCCACCUGCUCCAGCUUCUACGUGCCGCUCAUUAUGAUUCUCCUGCUUUACUGGCGCAUCUUUAAGGUGGCGCGCCAGCGGAUUCGCCACAAGCCGGGUGCCAAAGCUGUGCUCAUCGUUCACAAGGAACCAUCGACGUCAUCGGCCGUGGCGUCCAACGAGAACACACCGCAGCACAACACUACGACCAUGAGCUCGCCUGCCCACAACAGCAGUAAUCAGUCGUCGCCCAGCAACGGCAUGAACAAAGCCAUGCACGGAGGCAUCGGCCGACUACUCGUGCUCACAAAACGCGAGAAGAAGCACGUCGAGGAGUCGCUCGAAUCCCGGCGCGAGCGCAAGGCAGCCAAGACAGUGGCCAUCAUCACGGGCGUGUUCGUCAUGUGCUGGCUGCCCUUUUUUGUCAUGGCGCUAGUCAUGCCACUAUGCGAGACGUGCGACCCGGGAAAGCUGGUGUUCAGUUUCUUCUUGUGGCUGGGCUACGCGAACUCGAUGAUAAACCCGAUAAUAUACACCAUAUUCAGUCCCGACUUUCGGAACGCCUUUAAUAGAAUACUGUGCGGCAAGAAGCCCGCCAUGAGAUGA
Dermacentor silvarum is the source of this 1460-nucleotide messenger RNA. Its product is annotated as 5-hydroxytryptamine receptor 2B. The coding region runs from base 174 to 1460 and encodes 428 amino acids. The record is from RefSeq and is a predicted model, not a curated record. Gene Ontology annotation, cellular component: membrane. Gene Ontology annotation, biological process: adenylate cyclase-activating adrenergic receptor signaling pathway. Gene Ontology annotation, molecular function: G protein-coupled receptor activity. The transcript has a single exon. Lineage: Eukaryota; Metazoa; Arthropoda; Arachnida; Ixodida; Ixodidae.